ACUUUGCAAAGUUAAAACGUUGAUAGUUGCAAAAUUCAGUAUUAACAAUGAAUAUUUGUAUGAUUUUGUAAAUUUAUUAACGAUGUUUUAUGUUGACUAUGUUUUUUUUAAGAGGAAAGAGAAAUUCGUCUGAAGCGCGUUGGCAACACUGGGAUACAUGCUACAGCGUGACUGUCAGGUACCAUAUUUAGGAAAAUCGUUUGACGGUUACCUCCUCGACCUGUCCUCCCGUUAUUCGGAGUCGUUUGAGAAUCCAGUUAAAUUCUUUUCCACGAUCGCUUAUAACAAAAAAGACGGCUUUGACCGCGGACCGGUACCCACGAAGGAAAAAUGGCCAAGAUGGUUCUGCGAGUGAGGACGAAAUCCGGCAUGAACGUGCUCGUGGAUCACUUGAACCCAACCAGCACCCUCCUCGAGCUGAAAGAAUUCGUCUCGGCAAAGGUGGACAUCCCGGUGGAGAGGAUGGUGAUCCUUAGCGGCUACCCGCCCAGACCCCUGGAGCUUUCCAUGAACGACAUCACCCUGGAAGUGGCAGGGAUCAAAUCGGGCGACUCUCUCGCCGUCGAGGAUUCUCCUCUGCCCAAGGAGCUGGCGGCAUCUCCUCCGAGACGGCACGUCAUCGACGACCAGGGUUCGACGGGACUCCUUCUCAGGCAAGUCGUACCGGCCGACAACUCUUGCCUCUUCACCAGCAUUGGAUUCGUACUCGGAGGUAAAGUAGACCCUUCGUGUGGCACUUACAUGAGACAGAUAAUAGCUGAACAAGUGGGUUCAAAUGAGGAUGAAUAUUCAGAAGCUAUCCUCGGUAAGCCAAACAAGGAUUACUGCAAAUGGAUUCAGAAGCCAGAAUCUUGGGGUGGUGCAAUUGAACUGGCCGUACUCUCAAAUUUUUACGGUAUGGAGAUAGCCGUCGUCGACACUAUGAAUGCUGUGAUAAAUAAAUUUGGUGAAGACAAAAACUACGAAUAUCGAGUGUUUCUUAUAUUCGACGGGAUACAUUACGAUCCAUUGUACAGAGAAAUGAUUGGGGGGGAGAUGAAAAUCCAGACAAUGUUUCUAAGGUCAAAUGAAAACGCUCUCCGAGAAGCAGAAGAACUUGCCCAGGAAGCAAAGUCAAGCCGACAAUACACAGACGUCAACCGUUUCACACUAAAAUGCCUUGUCUGCCGUGAGAAACUUCAGGGGCAGACCCAAGCCCAAGCCCAUGCCAAAAAAACGGGUCACAUGAAUUUUGGUGAGACGACAAGUUAACAAAUACAAAAAAAUAAGGGAAAAAGCCCCUUUAUUAAAAUAACGUCGCUUGACAACCUGCUCACUACUUUGUUGUUGUUACUGUAAUUAAUUACGUUCCAAAGCUUGAAAUCUAGUUUUGUGAGUACAAUUCAAUGAUCUUCAAGUUUUACAUGCAAAACAAGAUUUUAUAGUACGACCAAUCUUGCCUUGGCAUGUUUCUUUUCCUACGUAAGAAUAGUGACAUUGUUGUAUGUAAUUAUUUGAUUUGUCAUUGUUGUGACAUACAACAAUGAUACAAAAUCCAUAAUUAAAAUAUAUAAAUAUCAAAACAAAUUCAGUUAAGAAUGUUCCAAAACAUUGUUAAUCCUUAAAUUUAAACAGUUAUAUUUUAUAAAUCUCAAAUUUAAAAUAGCAGGUAACUUGGGAUCCAUUCUUACUUUAUAGACUUUAUUUAUUAAAACAGUAAUUUCAACCAGUAGAUAGGCUAUGCAUAAACAAAACUUGUUUUAUAAAAACAGUACAAUUGAGCAAUAGCAAAAGAUAAAAAUUUAUAUAAAGGACUCAAAAGCACUUAUUGAAUGUGUGAUUCAAUAGUCACCUUAAACAAAUUUUUAUAUUAUAUUUUAAACUGAUAGGGACUUUUUGUACUUAACCCAUGUGCACAAUGGACUUGAUGUGCACUAUUUUAUUUUUUAUAUUGUUAGGGAGCCAGCUGGGUUUUUUUUUCUGUCUUUUUGUCCCUACAACCUCCUGGUGUUGCUGGGUGAUUAUCAGUUUUCGACCAAAACUACCAACAUGAUGACAUAUUUACUAAAGGUAGAGAUUUUCAUAGACCAGUUGUACAGAAUUGUUAUGGUGCAUAUCCAGUUAUUUGUAAGAUCUGUUUUUGAUAUAAUACAAAUGGUAUAUGCUGGUAAUUACAAGCUGCAAGUUAACAUGGAUGGGGUGCAGUGUGAGACAUACUUGAUCCCGAUGCUCGAGGAUGUCUUGAAAUUGACAACUGUUCUGAAUCGUCUUUUCCAACUUCACACCCUAAGUUUUAAAUCAUUGUCUUGGAAUAUUGAUAGGUUUUUGUUACAUUAACAUUACAUUUUAAUCUUGGGUUUUAUGUUAUUUACAAAGGUUCAAUUUUUUUAACCAACAUCUUCCAUCCUUAUCAAUUUUAUUAGAGUAUGUUGGUGAAUUAAUGAUACUUAAAAAAUGUUCUUUGCUUAAUAGAAUCCCAAGCAGAAGCUAAAUUGAAACAAUAUUCUCAAAUAAAGAACCCUGUUUUCCCUCUUUUUAUAAUUCCAUAAAUUAAUUUCUGUUAUUAAAUUAAUAAGAGUGUUACAGUUACAUUGACUUCACAUAAUGCAUGUAUUUGAUUCAUGGAUUAGCUUUACAGCCUCGGAAUAUAUUUUUAUAUGUAAGUCAUAUUUAAAAGUCAGCCUAGUCUAAUGUAUCAUAAUGUGUAUAUCUUAAAGGUAUGGUAUUUGUUCAAACAUAUUAAGGUUUUGUACACAUUAUUUUCACUCAAAAUUAAUUAGCUUAAAAAUGAGAUUUUUAAAGAGUCAAAUGAGUAUGGUUGAAAAAUUAUAUGAAAUGGUUCAAAAAUAUUCAAAUUGAAUAAUAUAAUUGGGUACCAUAUAAAUAAUAAAAAGUACCUGUUCUAAUUCGAGUUACGAAAAACUUUCUUUCUUAUAUUUAUUUAUUAACCAAAUAUUUUAUUAAUCAGUGAAUGCUUUAAUUUGUAUCAAUUGAAAAUUCUGUUAAUUUUAAGAUGCAUUUUAUGUUCAUUCGUUACAAAAGGUUGAACAUGAGUUUUCAAAAUGUAACAGUCGAAGAUUUUUUGCCACUUAUUUCUUGCUAAUCUGCUUGAAAAAUUGAUGUUAAGUUGUUACUCUUUUAUAAAGCAUAGUGGCUACCCAAUGAUUUAUAUAAGACUAAAAACAAUUAUUUUCAUAUUUAGUGCAGUAAUGAUUAUAGGGUUUUUUUUUUUUUUUUUAAUCCCUUGGCUUAGAAAUAAUGCAAACCCAAAAUAUCGU
This is a messenger RNA of Cimex lectularius (bed bug), 3257 nucleotides long. RefSeq names its product ubiquitin thioesterase OTU1 (gene Yod1). Gene Ontology annotation, cellular component: nucleus; cytosol. NCBI's taxonomy places the organism in Eukaryota, Metazoa, Arthropoda, Insecta, Hemiptera, Cimicidae. Gene Ontology annotation, molecular function: cysteine-type deubiquitinase activity. The record is from RefSeq and is a predicted model, not a curated record. The transcript is spliced from 3 exons. The coding region runs from base 331 to 1251 and encodes 306 amino acids. Gene Ontology annotation, biological process: protein deubiquitination; endoplasmic reticulum unfolded protein response.